Molecule: messenger RNA, 642 nt
Organism: Suillus plorans
Lineage: Eukaryota; Fungi; Basidiomycota; Agaricomycetes; Boletales; Suillaceae
Exons: 2
Source: RefSeq, a predicted model, not a curated record
GAUAAAUACUCAGACCUGGAGGAUAUCCUACAACGAUGGUGCCUAGCAUCAGGAGCCAAAUUCAAUAUGGAGAAAACUGAAAUAUUACCUAUUGGCAUGAAAGAUCAUCAUGCAGCGGUAGUGCAAGACCGGAAAUUGAAUGCUCUAGACGUGCCGUGGAGUGAGCAGGUCAUGGUAGCACAAGAUGGAAACCCAAUAAGGACACUGGGAGCCUGGAUAGGAAAUGAGAUAGAAUACUUAGCCUCAUGGAAACUGAUACUAUCAAAGAUUGAAAAACACCUUGCGAGAUGGAACACAUGCCACUCAACUCUCAAUGGGAAGCACCUAAUAGUGCAAAUGGUCAUUGGUGGAAUGUCACAAUUCCUGACAAAAGCACAAGAAAUGCCGAAGAUGAUAGAGAAAGUGAUAAUGAAACUAAUUAAAGACUUUAUCUCACCUAUCGGCCUAGGAAGGCCAGAACAGCCAACAUGGAAAGGAGGUAUAAACCUGCUAAACAUUAGUACACAAAAUAAAGCUAUUGAAAUUACUUGGCUAAGGGUGUACAUGAAUAUGUCUAAGUCCCAACCAGCAUGGGCCUUUGUGAUGGACUCUAUAAUAAAUGUCCUGAACCCUAAUGGGAUCACUGACAGUGCAGACAUAUGA